UGCUUGGAAUACUGACUCAAAGCAGUGACCCGUUAAAGUAUGUUCCCAUCUUAUUCCUGUUAUUUCAAAGAAAAUUUAAUCUCACAGAGUACGAGAUCAGCUGGUCGAAGAAUGUAAGCGAGCCCUCAGCACUACUGAACUUUCUGUAAACAAUGUCCUUAUCUUGUUAGCUAUUUUGGCUGGAGAGUUGAAAAAGUUUGGAGACCUGAUAUCAGAUGCACAAUCCGCUGCUGAUUUUAAGACAAGCAUGCGCCCAUGGUGUGUCGGUCUUCUGGAAUUUAUGCUCCCUACUGUUUUCAGCGAUUAUGUUCAGAAAACUCAACCACUCAUACAAGUUUGCGUGAACCAGCGAUGUGUCAAUGAAAAUGUGGCUAAGUCCGCUCUGUGGAUGGCAUGUCAGUCUGUCUCGGAUGAAGUUAGAAGUUUUUUCGAAGAUAAACUUAUCGCGCAAGCCCUGGACUGGACGCUUGGGCGAGAAGUUGAUCCAAACGGCAGUAUUUAUGCUCUGCUGACGGGUGGGACCGCGAAAGAGCCUGCAAGUCUGUCCAUAUCAAAAAUAUGGCUAUUUUCAGCUGCUUUAGGAGCAAAUGACCUGAUCACGAAUUCACUGAGCCGUUCGAUUCCACCCGACCAACACAUUGAAGAAGCUGUGAAGAAUUUUGAAGAGAACCGAAACGUAAAUGAAGGCGAAGUUGUGGAGUUUUUCAAGAGGAUCGCAAACGUCCCGUUGAAUACGUUUCGAAAGUAUGAGAAACGUUUACGAAAACCGCUGGAGUUGAUUUUCAACAAGGGUGGUGAACAAUUGAAGAGGGCUGCUUAUGAAGGUGAGAAAAUUUCGUAG
Molecule: messenger RNA, 841 nt
Organism: Cylicostephanus goldi
Lineage: Eukaryota; Metazoa; Nematoda; Chromadorea; Rhabditida; Strongylidae
Source: the annotation of a GenBank genome assembly